Messenger RNA from Rotaria socialis, 1266 nucleotides. Lineage: Eukaryota; Metazoa; Rotifera; Eurotatoria; Philodinida; Philodinidae. The record is from the annotation of a GenBank genome assembly.
AUGUGGUUAGGUGAUGUGCCUCCUGAAUUGCAAGGACUUACAAUUCCUGAAGAAAAGCUAAUAUCUCUUUAUCGUCACAAUAGCUGUGUGAUAAAACUUCACUUCCCUUUUCAUUCUACUACAACUGCUCAGUCAGCAUUAAAGGGACAUUGCAUUACUUUUCUUCAAAAGAUACCAAACAUCGUUAAUAGUUUGCCACUUCGACUUCACGGUCUUUGUGAAACGCCUAAGGUGAUUUUUGUCGGAACUCGUCCUCCCGAACGCAUUCAACUUAAAAAAAUCCUAACCGUACGCAAGAAAAAAAUUAUACAAGCCUUAUAUUGGCUCAAGAAACAUAAUUUGCUUUAUCAAAGCGUUGACAUAAACUUGGAAAAUAUCGCUCAACUACCUGAAGAUGACGUACCAGAGUUCCUCAUCUCAGCUAUGGAGGAGAGGAUAGGCGAUGAAGAAAUUCCUUCUGAGCGAGUUGGUUAUAUUCCAGAUCCACUAGCUGAUCCGAUGGAAUCUGCAUCUUCUGACACAAUCCCUAUUAACAACAGUGGUGUUCUCGACGUGAAUGGAUCAACGGUGUCUUCAGAUGAAAUUACUAAUUAUGUUUUACGUAAAAUUAAAAAUGAUGGAAGAAAGGACGAAACGGAUAGCGAAAAUGUUUACUUAAUUCCUCAUUCUUCGAAACCUGUUAACGAAUACUUCAAUCCAAAAUUACUAGCAGGUCUCUAUCCAACUCUGUUUUGUUACGGGCAUGAAUCACCUGAAGAUCAAUCACGUCCAGUUGAAAUAAACUUACGUGAACACAUACGUUGCCUAUUGUCCUACAAUGAUCGACGUUUUGAAAGGAAUCACAGCUUUAUAUUUGUGGUUUUUAAUCUAUUACAACGAUGCGAUGCUUGUUUUCAUGCUCACUUAAUAGCGACGAAGCCUUAUUUUCGAGUCACUGCUCAUGAAAUCCAGUCUUUGAACAGUAAAGAUAUUGAAAUAGCCCUUGAUCACAUUUCCACAAGAACGUACAGUUCAGAACCAAAUAGUGUGUUAAAGAAAUUACUGAACCACAUCAAAACUAUCGGCGGUAGAGUCAUGAGCUCAGCAUAUUCACGUGCGGCCUUGCGUACUCGUAUUCAUGCACUAAUUUUUAAUCAAGGUCUCCACAGUAUUUUUCUAACUCUAUAUCCAGCCGAUAUUCAUAGUCCCGUGGCACUAUAUUUUGCAGGUGUCAACCUUGAUCUGGACAAUAUUAGAGCAGCUUAUGACUACAUACAAAAGAGCUGA